This is a messenger RNA of Acanthaster planci (crown-of-thorns starfish), 2297 nucleotides long. RefSeq names its product diphthamide biosynthesis 2 (gene dph2). The record is from RefSeq and is a predicted model, not a curated record. NCBI's taxonomy places the organism in Eukaryota, Metazoa, Echinodermata, Asteroidea, Valvatida, Acanthasteridae. Gene Ontology annotation, biological process: protein histidyl modification to diphthamide. Gene Ontology annotation, molecular function: 2-(3-amino-3-carboxypropyl)histidine synthase activity.
AUUUGCUUCUGAGUUAUCAUUUCGAACAGAAUAUGUAAACUUCAUUUUGUUUUUAUAGAAAAGUCAAUGAUCAUGUGGUCCUGUAAAACCAUGGAGGAACCCCAGCCGCGCCACAAGCCGCACUUGGCUGCUUGGGCGGUGUUGCUCUAGCUCACGUACAACGCGCAGCGCUCACGCAUACAUCGUAUACGCGUAGGGCCUACAUGGGUUUUGCAAAUGACCUGAGGGCGCCUUGUCAUCGGAAAAGAGGAUUUUUAGUUCACUGACAUCACAUGACACCCGCCUAGUGCAUAAACACUGUGAUGAGACCUUUGUUUGAAUGAUUAUUCAGAGCCAGCAGUAACCGAAACUGCUUUGCAGAGAUGGCCACAGCAUUCAGCAGUGAUGGCUCAGAAAUCAUCCAGAGGUCGAUUGAGGUCAGUGCCAUACAGGCAUCACUUGAAGCUGACCUUCCCUCUGCAUAUGAAAUACCUCGGUGUGUGGAUUUUAUCAGGAAGAAUGGCUAUUCCAAGGUUGCAUUGCAGUUUCCUGAUGAACUCCUUCCAGAUUCGUCUUCCAUCGUCAAGCUUCUUCAGCAGGAGACAAGUGCUACCGUCUUCAUUCUUGCAGAUACUUCGUAUGGAAGCUGCUGUGUGGACGAGAUUGCUGCUCAGCAUGCCAACGCAGACAGCAUCAUCCAUUUCGGCAGGGCUUGUCUCAGCCCGACGUCACGCCUCCCCGUCCUCUACGUCUUUGGCCGGAGACCCAUCGAUGAAGACCACUGCUGCGAAAUCUUCCAGGAAUUCUUUGGGGACAGCUCCAAGCCAGUUGUAGUCAUGUAUGAUGUUGUAUACGCACACUGCGUAGAUUCUCUUGCAAGGAGACUGAUGGAAGUCCUGCCAGUCGUUGUCGUAUCAAGGAUUGUGGAUCCGGCAAUCGAUCUUGGCAGAAAUACAUUAAAUCUAAACAACAGUAGGACUAGCAGUGGAGGCGAUGACGAUGAUGGAACAGAUGUUGAUUUAGCCCUUCUGUCCAUGUCGAACACAUUCUGCCAGUUUGGCCGGCGAUUCACAAUUGGCUGUGAACACGCGCUCGAGGACUACGCAGUGUUUUACGUCGGCGCUCAAACCACGACGCUUACCAACCUCAUGAUGACCUACAACAGGUGUCCGUUCUUCACCUACGAUCCCGAGCAACGGCGGAGCCAUCGCGAGACACUGAACGUCAACCGGGCGCUCAUGAAACGCUACUAUCUGAUUGAGAGGGCACGGGAUGCGAAUGUAGUGGGCAUCGUCGCGGGGACACUCGGUGUGAGGGACUACCUGACCGUCAUAAACCAACUCAAAACCCUCCUAAAGAAGGCAGGCAAGAAGACCUACACAUUUGUGGUGGGGAAACUCAAUGUGGCCAAGCUUGCCAACUUCAUGGAGGUGGACAUCUACGUGCUCGUCUCCUGCCCAGAGAACAGUCUCAUCGAUUCGUCCGAGUUCUACAAGCCUGUUGUCACACCAUUUGAGAUGGAAAUUGCUUGCAACAGAGCCCGAGAAUGGACCGGAGAAUAUGUAACAGACUUCAGACAGAUUCUACCAGGAGCAGCCAAGCAUGUAGAGCUCCCCUCCAGUGACUCAGAAGAGCGAGAAGUGCCCACCGACAUCUCCUUGGUAACGGGCAAACUGAGGUCCCUUGGGAGAACGGAGGAAGCGUCUGAUGUGACUGCGUCCGACGCCUUAGUCAGACGGGACAAAAUGAUGACGGUGGGCACAGUGCAUGCCAAUGCCAGCGAGUUCUUGGCGGGGAGGUCCUGGCAGGGGUUGGAGCAGCAGCUGGGCCAGACGCCCGUUGCCAAGGCCGUGGAGGGCAGGUUGGGCAUAGCAGCCAGCUACAGCGGGGAGUCUACAGGCUAAGGAAGAUCACCAGUGCGUGGCAGGGUUCUGAUUUCUCAGGAUUUUUUUUUUUUUUCGGCAUUUCAGAAAUUCCGGGUUUUGAGAAUUCAGUCAUGCGGGGCCUUGCUACUUCUGUGCACAUUUGGAAAAGAUGACUAUUGGAGCUCCGUAGGACCUCUGCUCAAGGGGCAAAAUUCACUGAACUAAAUCGAGAGCCAGUGGCAAAUCCCAGGUUUGGCGAACAUCAUGUAGCUUUGUCACAAAGGUUGAGAGCAUGGAUCAACUACUCCACACAGCGCGCUCUUCUGACAGUGACAACCAGACCGUUAAAUUUGCAACCCCAAAAUAUGUCACCUUAAAAUAUAAUAUGCUCUACAGACUGCUAAGACUGAUAUCAGACGCAUUUGAGUGGCAAAUAAACAAGUUCAUAAAUCA